GACCCCUCUUCUAUUGCUGCACUUUAUUCUCUCAAUACUUUGCCUUGCUCAUAACUAGCAUAAGAAGAGGUGAGAUUACAAUAACCCAUUCCUUCUUUCUCUCUCUAUUUCCUCCUCUCUUUAUUUAUGUCCCCCACAUUGUCUUCUUCUUCUUCUUUCUUCUCUCAGAAUCUCAUUGUCAUACUCCAAAAAACAUACUAAUCUACACAAUACGACUACUUUUGUGUUUACUUGACUGUCUCAAUCCCUCUCUUUCUUCCCCUUCAUUUGUCUUUUGCUAUGUUUCCCUCUCAUUUGGCUUCCCCUGUUUUUUCCCCCAUUUUCCUGUGAGCUUCAAAUUAUAUUCAAUGUGUUGAAUGAACAAAAUUCCUAACUGGGUUCUGUUCAUUUUGCCUCCUUGUUCAAAACCCAGAAACCAAUUUGCUUACAAUCUUGUAUUUUCUUUAAUUUCUUUCUAGUUUCUCCUUACCAUUUAAAGGGGGAAAAUCAAUUUUUUCUUGUUCUUUUUUUUUUCACAUUUCUGGUUUAGAAGUUUUAAUCAUUGGUUUGGGAGUGUAGAUUUGAUCCUAUUCAUCAAUCUACUGUUGGGAAUAUUGCACAUUUCUUCUUCUUUUUCUUUUUUUUUUUUAAUUAAAUUUGUGCAAAUUUGUUGCACAAAUUAAUUGUGAAAUUAAGUGCCCCAUAAAAUAAGGGUGUGGGACUGUGGGGAUUGACGGAUUGUCCUUCCUGUAUGAAGUACUGAAAACAAUGACAGAUGGGAGCUCCAAAAAGAACAAGCUUUCAUGGCCAAAGACAUUGGUAAAGAAAUGGUUGAACAUCAAGAGUAAAGCUGAAGAAUUUCAUGCGGAUGAUGAUGUCUUCUAUGAAGGUUGUGAUGAAGAUUGGAGAAACAAUUACACACAGAGAGAAGCAUGCACACUCAAGAAAAGCAAGACAGAAAGAUCAUGUAGGAGGAGUUCUGACCGGGCUCGGCGAAUUAAGGUUGAUUUAGAAAAAUCUCAAGUCACUGAUGUUGAAAAUUAUAGGAUCUUUGUAGCUACAUGGAAUGUGGCAGGAAAAUCUCCACCUAAUCAGUUGAAUCUUGAAGAUUGGCUACACACAUCACCACCUGCUGACAUUUAUGUUCUUGGCUUUCAAGAAAUUGUUCCUCUAAAUGCUGGUAAUGUUUUGGGUACAGAAGACAAUGGUCCUGCUAAAAAAUGGCUAGCAUUAAUUAGAAGAACCCUAAACACUCUUCCUGGUUCUAAUGGUUACUAUCAAACACCUUCACCAAUCCCUGAUCCUAUUGUAGAAUUAGACGCCGAUUUUGAGGGAUCAACAACGAGGCAAAAGGCCGCCUCAUUUUUCCAUAGGCGGUCGUUUCAGUCGCUUAGCCGUAGCAUGAGAGUGGAUAAUGAUAUGUUGGACCCCCAACCGCGGCUUGAUAGAAGAUAUAGUGUUUGUGACCGAGUUAUGUCCGGAUACAGGGCUAGUGACUAUGACCCUAAUUACACCAAAUGGUGUUCCUCAGAUGAUGAAAACACGAAUGAGUCACCCGUUGUUCCACAUUGCUCACCCAUGUCGUUCUACAAUGGGUCUAAUCCCGGGGAAGAGACUGAAAAACAAAGAGGUCAGUCUAGGUACUGUUUGGUUGCAAGCAAGCAAAUGGUGGGAAUUUUUCUCACCAUUUGGGUAAGGAGUGAUUUAAGAGAUGAUGUUCGGAAUAUGAAAGUGUCGUGUGUAGGAAGAGGACUCAUGGGCUAUCUCGGGAACAAGGGUUCAAUUUCAAUUAGCAUGUCUUUGCACCAAACGAGCUUUUGCUUCGUUUGUAGCCAUCUAACUUCGGGACAAAAGGAGGGUGAUGAGCUAAGAAGAAAUUCUGAUGUAAUGGAAAUACUUAGAAAGACUAGAUUUCCUAGGGUUCCUGGCACGGGCGAUGAGAAUUCCCCUCAGUAUAUUUUGGACCAUGAUCGAGUUAUUUGGCUUGGGGAUUUGAAUUAUCGGAUUGCAUUAUCCUACCGUUCUGCCAAGGCUCUCGUUGAGAUGAGAAACUGGAAAGCUCUGUUACAGAAUGAUCAGCUGCGAAUUGAGCAGAGACAGGGGCGUGUUUUUGAAGGAUGGAGUGAAGGGAGGAUAUACUUCCCACCUACAUACAAGUAUUCCCAUAAUUCGGAUAGAUAUGCAGGUGCUGAUACUAGUCAAAAAGAGAAGCGAAGAACACCUGCAUGGUGUGAUCGGAUCCUCUGGUAUGGGAGAGGCGUCCGUCAACUAUCCUACGUGCGUGGAGAAUCUAGGUUCUCGGAUCAUAGGCCAGUUUACGGCGUGUUUCUAGCAGAGGUAGAGUCUAUCAGCCGAGGCAGAAUCAGGAAAAGUAUAAGCUGCUCUAGUGCCCGGGUUGAAGUGGAAGAGCUAUUACCACAACAACAUGGAUAUGCAGGAUUCAAUUACUACAAAAGGGAUUGAUUUUUUUGAAAAAAAAUUAUACAAUUAGAAAAUACGUGUCGCAACUCGCAAACAAUUAUAAGGUGUUUGUUCCAUGUUUAGGUGGACAUUGCAAAAGAACCCUUGAAAGGUAGUGGAACUACAGAGCUGCAAUGGGUACACUCGGUAUAAUGGGGGCGAUGGCGAUAGCGACAUUUCACCAUCUUCCCUACCCGAAAAAG
Molecule: messenger RNA, 2642 nt
Organism: Spinacia oleracea (spinach)
Lineage: Eukaryota; Viridiplantae; Streptophyta; Magnoliopsida; Caryophyllales; Amaranthaceae
Product: type I inositol polyphosphate 5-phosphatase 4
Exons: 12
Coding region: 748-2442 (564 amino acids)
Biological process (GO): phosphatidylinositol dephosphorylation
Molecular function (GO): phosphatidylinositol-4,5-bisphosphate 5-phosphatase activity; inositol-polyphosphate 5-phosphatase activity; phosphatidylinositol-3,4,5-trisphosphate 5-phosphatase activity
Source: RefSeq, a predicted model, not a curated record